Molecule: messenger RNA, 1499 nt
Organism: Cladocopium goreaui
Lineage: Eukaryota; Dinophyceae; Suessiales; Symbiodiniaceae
Source: the annotation of a GenBank genome assembly
AACAGCUUGCGAGGGCGCGCCGCGCGGUAUGUUGCUGCCGCGGCGCUGUGGCUUGUCGCGGCUUGCGGCUGCUGGUUGGCGCUGUUGCUGCCGCUAACUACGCUCCUCGGCGUCCUUGCUGCGGUGCUGCUGCCGAGCUUCCUGCGCUGUGUGCAGCUGAAACAUCUGCAUGGUUUGCUGCGGCGAGAGGUGCUGCUCCUGGAGUUCGUGCAACGUGUGUUAUUUGGUCUGACGAUUGUUUUUGCACGACUUUUGGGCUUGCAUGCAGAGAGCGACUGGACGUGUCAAAGAUACACAUUCAUGUUGGUCAUGAUGGUUUGCAACGGAAUUUUGUCAAAGAUUGGUUGGACCGUGUCGUGGCGGUGUCCUGUGUGGUUGUUGCUCUUGGGGUUAUCGUAUUAUUAUCCACUCUUUCCGCCAAAGAAAAAAUCGGAUGCCGAGAAGGCGGACAUCGUUCGUGCUGAGCUAGAGCAAUUUGUUGCAGAGCAUGGGGAGAUGCCAUCGCAGCAUGCUGAUCUGAGUAGCAGUUGCUCCUUGUAUUGGAAAUUGAAGAAACUGAAACUCCUGCAUCUGUAUGCGUCCGUGCAAAUCAUAGAAUUUCAAAGUAUCAUCGCAAACACCACGGCGCCAAUCAUGCUUCAACAGAUGCAGGAAGCUCGGCAGCAGCACCGCAGCAAGGACGCCAAGCAGCGUAGUCAGCGGCAGCAGCGUCGCCAAGCAGCAGCCGCAAGCCGCGACAAGGCAGAGCGCCGCGGCAGCAACGUACCGCGCUGCGCGCCCUCGCAAGCAGUUCUGGCGCGCAAGCUUACGCCAUUGCAGCGCAGGCAGAUUUGGCGCACUGUGGUCUUUGUGUUUUCAGUUCGGCGCGCCGCGCGGUAUGUUGCUGCCGCGGCGCUGUGGCUUGUCGCGGCUUGCGGCUGCUGGUUGGCGCUGUUGCUGCCGCUAACUACGCUCCUCGGCGUCCUUGCUGCGGUGCUGCUGCCGAGCUUCCUGCGCUGUGUGCAGCUGAAACAUCUGCAUGGUUUGCUGCGGCGAGAGGUGCUGCUCCUGGAGUUCGUGCAACGUGUGUUAUUUGGUCUGACGAUUGUUUUUGCACGACUUUUGGGCUUGCAUGCAGAGAGCGACUGGACGUGUCAAAGAUACACAUUCAUGUUGGUCAUGAUGGUUUGCAACGGAAUUUUGUCAAAGAUUGGUUGGACCGUGUCGUGGCGGUGUCCUGUGUGGUUGUUGCUCUUGGGGUUAUCGUAUUAUUAUCCACUCUUUCCGCCAAAGAAAAAAUCGGAUGCCGAGAAGGCGGACAUCGUUCGUGCUGAGCUAGAGCAAUUUGUUGCAGAGCAUGGGGAGAUGCCAUCGCAGCAUGCUGAUCUGAGUAGCAGUCGCUCCUUGUAUUGGAAAUUGAAGAAACUGAAACUCCUGCAUCUGUUGAAGCAUGAUUGGCGCCGAGAUGUUUGCGAUGAUGUUUUGACAUUUUAUGAUUUGCAUGGCCGCAUUCCUCGCAG